This is a messenger RNA of Cooperia oncophora, 348 nucleotides long. The record is from the annotation of a GenBank genome assembly. NCBI's taxonomy places the organism in Eukaryota, Metazoa, Nematoda, Chromadorea, Rhabditida, Trichostrongylidae.
AUGAAAAAAUUGCACUACCUCGGUAAAAAAAUGAAGGACGCGGCGUCGACCAGAAUUUGGUUCGGAGGAAAAACACUCAAAGUUCGAGACCUUCUCCAUGCUGUAGGGAAGAAAUGCGGCGUCGAACCUGGUAUGAUCGACGCCUUGGAUCUUGAAAAUGUCGUCGAACGAACAAUUGCACUUCAGGAAGGCCGAGAACCACCUCAAGACACUAAUGAGGACAUUCUCGAUGAAAAACAUAUGCCUGCACCGCCAUCUCCACCAUCGCCUGAAAAAGAAGCCAGCGAAUCAGGCUCAUCUGAAGACAGUCCUUUUCUUCAAAAGCGGUUAGUUUAUUUCAAUUUCUGA